Cyphellophora attinorum is the source of this 1092-nucleotide messenger RNA. RefSeq lists its product as uncharacterized. The coding region runs from base 1 to 1092 and encodes 363 amino acids. The transcript has a single exon. The record is from RefSeq and is a predicted model, not a curated record. Lineage: Eukaryota; Fungi; Ascomycota; Eurotiomycetes; Chaetothyriales; Cyphellophoraceae.
AUGGCAACGACCAACGCACAGUCGGUCACGUUUACCAAAUAUCACAAUGAUUUCGACCGCAUCACAGGACCUGAAGCUGCUGGCCAGCUCCUCUGCGAGAGUGGCGAUGGCGAGCAGCUCUUUCACGAAGCAUGCAUAUACCACCAAGCCACGAGGAGUGUAAUCGUCACGUCAAAUCAACUGCCCAACAACACCGCCGGCUACGAAGCCACAUCUCAUAAGCAUAUCAAGCUGUAUCGAAUAUUCGAUGAUAAUGAUGAUGAGGCAGAGCCUGGAAGGUCCCGCUACCAAGAGCUUCUGUUCCCUGGUGUACACUAUGCUAUGUCUAACGGCGGCGUGAACUACAAACAAGACUCGAUUCUGCUCUGCGCUCAAGGCUCACAGAGUGCUGACGAUGUCAACGGUAUCGUGGCUGUGUCACUGCCCACGCCGCCCUCUGCCGAAGCUCCUGCUCCUGAGGUGAUCGUUUCGGACUUCCACGGCAUCCCUUUUAACUCCGUGAACGACGUUAUUGUCCACCCACACGACCAGUCCAUCUGGUUCACCGACCCCUGCUACGGCCACGGUCAAGGCAUACGCCCGAAGCCAAGUCUGCCGAACCAGGUCUACCGCUUUUGCACCAAGACCAAAACAAUACGCGCCAUAGCAGAUGGCUUCACAAGACCAAACGGCUUGUGCUUCUCACCUGAUCUCAAAGUCCUCUACGUCACGGACACAGGUGCAAUUCACGGUUCCAAGGAUGUCCCUUUCGACCACGCAGGCCCGUCUCACAUCUAUGCCUUUGACAUCGUUCCGGCAGGCCCCGGCUCCGGCGAGCCAAUGCUUGCGAACAAGCGGCUCUUCGCAUUCGCACCUGGACGCGUACCAGACGGUAUCAAGUGUGACACCAUGGGCAAUGUGUACUCCGGCUGCCUUGACGGCGUAGAAGUAUGGAACCCGGAGGGCGUGCCACUUGGAGUGAUCGCAAUUGAGGGCGGAGUUGCAAAUUUCUGCUUCGGGGAGCAAGGCGUGCUGUAUGCUUGCAACGAGACCAGGUUCUGGAAGGUGCAACUCAACAAGGACAAAGUUAGAGGUGCGCUGUUAGGACUGUGA